This is a messenger RNA of Ananas comosus (pineapple), 3317 nucleotides long. RefSeq names its product chaperone protein ClpB1-like. NCBI's taxonomy places the organism in Eukaryota, Viridiplantae, Streptophyta, Magnoliopsida, Poales, Bromeliaceae. The record is from RefSeq and is a predicted model, not a curated record. The coding region runs from base 199 to 2943 and encodes 914 amino acids. Gene Ontology annotation, cellular component: cytoplasm. Gene Ontology annotation, biological process: cellular response to heat. Gene Ontology annotation, molecular function: ATP binding; ATP hydrolysis activity. The transcript is spliced from 8 exons.
CCCCGCUUCGUCGCUCCAGCACCUUCUCCUCUCUUCUCUCCGGACACGUGGCGAUCCCUCCUCGCCUCUUCCCCUUCUUUUUAAAUAGAGUUUUGAUCCUCGCUCCUCGCACUCGCAAAUGCACAGCAAGUGAAGAACGUACUGUUGGACGCCGACGACUCCCCGAACGCAAAAAAGAUCGGCGGCGGCGGCGGCGCCAUGAACCCGGACAAGUUCACGCACAAGACGAACGAGGCGCUGGCGGGCGCCCACGAGCUGGCCCAGGGCGCGGGCCACGCGCAGAUGACGCCGCUCCACGUCGCCUCCGCCCUCGCCUCCGACCCCUCCGGCCUCCUCCGCCAGGCCAUCUCCUCCGACGCCUCCUCUGCCGACGCCGCCGACGCCUUCGAGCGCGCCGUCGCGCGGGGGCUGAAGAAGCUGCCGUCGCAGUCGCCGCCCCCGGACGACGUGCCGGCGUCGACGGCGCUGGUGAAGGCAAUCCGGCGCGCGCAGAGCUCCCAGAAGGCCCGCGGCGACUCCCACCUGGCGGUGGACCAGCUGAUCCUGGGCCUGCUGGACGACCCGCAGGUGGCGGAGGCGCUCAAGGAGGCCGGGGUCAGCGUGGCGCGGCUCCGGUCGGCGGUGGAGAAGCUGCGCGGGGGGGAGGGGCGGCGCGUGGAGAGCGCGUCGGCCGACUCGAACUUCCAGGCGCUGAAGACGUACGGGCGGGACCUGGUGGAGGCGGCGAGCAAGCUGGACCCGGUGAUCGGGCGCGACGAGGAGAUCCGGCGCGUGGUGCGCAUCCUGUCGCGGCGGACGAAGAACAACCCCGUGCUGAUCGGCGAGCCCGGGGUGGGCAAGACCGCCGUGGUGGAGGGGCUCGCGCAGCGCAUCGUGCGCGGCGACGUGCCCAGCAACCUGCUCGACGUGCGCCUCGUCGCCCUCGACAUCGGCGCCCUCGUCGCCGGCGCCAAGUACCGCGGCGAGUUCGAGGAGCGCCUCAAAGCCGUUCUCAAGGAGGUCGAAGACGCCCAGGGCAAGGUCAUUCUCUUCAUCGACGAGAUCCACCUCGUGCUCGGGGCGGGGCGCACGGAGGGCUCCAUGGACGCGGCGAACCUGUUCAAGCCAAUGCUCGCGCGGGGGCAGCUGCGGUGCAUCGGCGCGACGACGCUGGAGGAGUAUCGCAAGUACGUGGAGAAGGACGCGGCGUUCGAGCGGCGCUUCCAGCAGGUGUACGUCGCGGAGCCGAGCGUGGACGACACCAUUAGCAUUCUCCGAGGGCUCAAGGAGAGGUACGAGGGCCACCACGGCGUUCGGAUUCAGGACCGCGCUCUUGUCGUCGCCGCGCACCUCUCCCACCGCUACAUCACGGGCCGAUACCUUCCUGAUAAAGCAAUCGACUUGGUCGACGAGGCUUGUGCAAAUGUCAGGGUGCAGCUUGAUAGCCAACCUGAAGAAAUCGAUAACCUGGAGAGGAAGAGGAUUCAACUGGAAGUUGAGCUGCAUGCGCUUGAGAAAGAGAAGGACAAGGCGAGCAAAGCUCGGCUUCUCGAGGUCAAAAAGGAAUUGGAUGAUUUAAGGGAUAGGCUGCAGCCGCUGAAGAUGAAGUACCAGAAGGAAAAGGAGAGAGUUGACGAGAUUAGGAGACUGAAGCAGCGUCGGGAGGAGCUGUUGAUCUCGUUGCAGGAGGCGCAGCGGAGAAUGGAUUUGGCUCGUAUUGCCGAUCUCAAAUACGGCGCCCUGCAAGAGAUUGAUGCUGCGAUCGCUAAGCUUGAAGGCGAUACGAGUGAGAAUCUGAUGUUGACGGAGACCGUUGGGCCGGAACAGAUUGCAGAGGUCGUUAGCAGAUGGACCGGCAUUCCUGUCACUAGGCUUGGCCAGAAUGAGAAGGAGAGGCUGAUUGGACUCGCAGAGAGGCUGCACAACAGAGUAGUUGGGCAGGACCAGGCGGUCCAAGCGGUUGCAGAAGCAGUUUUGAGGUCGCGAGCCGGUUUGGGCCGUCCGCAGCAGCCGACGGGCUCCUUCCUCUUCUUGGGCCCAACCGGUGUAGGCAAAACGGAGCUCGCAAAGGCCCUUGCCGAGCAGCUUUUUGAUGAUGAUAAGAUGCUCAUUCGCAUCGACAUGUCUGAAUACAUGGAGCAGCACUCGGUUGCCCGGCUCAUCGGGGCACCUCCUGGGUAUGUUGGCCACGAAGAAGGCGGGCAGCUAACGGAGCAAGUGAGGAGGCGGCCGUACAGUGUGAUCCUCUUCGACGAGGUGGAGAAGGCGCAUGUUGCUGUGUUCAACACCCUUCUUCAGGUCCUCGACGAUGGCAGGCUAACCGACGGGAAAGGUAGGACAGUCGACUUCACCAACACAGUCAUCAUUUUGACUUCAAAUCUCGGGUCAGAGUACCUUCUGGCAGGAAUGGCUGGUCAGUCUUCUAUGCAAAUUGCGCGCGAGCGAGUCAUGCUGGAGGUGAAGCAGCAUUUCAGGCCCGAGCUGCUGAACCGGUUGGAUGAGAUAGUCAUAUUCGACCCGUUAUCGCAUGAUCAACUCAGGAAGGUCGCCAGGCUUCAGAUGAAGGACGUCGCCGUCCGUCUCGCCGAGAGGGGCAUUGCUUUAGGUGUAACAGAUGCUGCCUUAGAUGUUGUUCUCUCUGAAUCCUACGAUCCGGUGUAUGGUGCUAGACCGAUAAGGAGGUGGCUGGAGAAGAAGGUGGUGACUCAACUGUCGAAAAUGUUAAUAAAAGAAGAGAUUGAUGAGAACUCCACCGUCUACAUAGACGCCGCCCCGGACAAGAAGGGGUUGGUAUACAAAGUGGAGAAGGAUGGAGGCCUAGUGAACCCAGCUACGGGGAGGAAAUCGGAUAUUCUAAUUGAGAUCCCGAGCGGGGUACAGAGAAGCGAUGCGGCUCAGGCAGUGAAGAAGAUGAAGGCAGCACCUGAUGAGGAGGAUGAAGAUAAUGUCGAGAUGGAUGAGUAGGCUUUGACGGUUAAGUUUCUUGUGUUUCAACUUAUCAGAAGUGCUUUUGUUUCUUGGCUUUCCGAGUAUCUUACUUGUAAGCUAUAUGUAAUGUUCUGCUGAAGCAAAUGUUACUAAGAUGAACACAAGGCGCUUAGGAAUCUGUUUAAAUGGCUCUGUUUUUUUUGGUCUUAUUUCGUGUUUGGGAAGUGACCAAAAAGGAGGACACAGAAGUGGUUGAGGAAGAGGAAUACGCCUAAUCUUUCUGUGGUCAUGGUUGUUGUGUAGUUCGAGCAAGAUGGUUUACUUGCAAGUGCUUUUAUACCUCCUUGUUUUCUGUUUUGCUGCUUGUCGCCAUUUCAAUGGAGUCAAUUUUAGUUUGAGCGUUGGUGUUU